Molecule: messenger RNA, 2001 nt
Organism: Miscanthus lutarioriparius
Lineage: Eukaryota; Viridiplantae; Streptophyta; Magnoliopsida; Poales; Poaceae
Source: the annotation of a GenBank genome assembly
AUGGAUCCUCAGCAGCAGCAGUCCAUCCACCUCGCCGCUGGUGCUUCGCCAGCUGGCUCAUCUGCAAAGGCAACGCCGCCGCCGCAGUGUGACCAUGAGCGCAUGGUCGUCGGCAACAUGUGCCCUUCUCUCUAUCUCGCCGUCUACAAAGGGAGGAUGGCCGAGGUCACGGCGCGGCUUCUGCAACAACACGCCGCGGCUGCGAUAGACUAUCGAGGCACUGGCAUUGUUAUUCACGGACAGUGCGACAUACUUGAGUUGACUGCGGAGAGGAAAACCGUUGUACACGUGGCUGCGGAGCAAGGGCACCAUGAGCUGAUCCGGGAGCUCUACCUCAGGUUCAGGGAUCAGGGCCUCCUCUCUCGCCAGAACUCGGCGCUGGACACGCCGCUGCAUUGCGCGGCGAGGGCUGGGCACGCCAGGGCAGUCGCGGUCCUCGUCGAGCUGGCCAGGGACCGUGGCGUGAACAUUGUGGGCUGCAAGAAUGAGGCAGGGGACACGGCCCUCCACCUGGCGGCGAGGCACGGGCACGGCGCUAUUGUGGAGGUGCUGGUCUCGGCGGCGGCAGAACCGGCGGCCGAGCUGAACAACGCCGGCGUGUCGCCGUUGUACUUGGCAGUAAUCAGCGGCUCGGUGCCAGCAGUCAGAGCGAUUAUUACCAAGUGCAAGGACGCGUCAUCGAUGGGGCCAAGCGCACAGAAUGCUCUGCACGCUGCCGUUUUCCAGAGCUCAGAAAUGGUUCACCUGCUACUGGAAUGGAGGCCAGCUCUGGCCGACCAAGUCGAUAGCAGCGGCAGCAGCCCGCUCCAUUUCGCUUCGUCGGACGGUGAUCGCAGCAUCGUGCGUGCAAUCCUGCGCGCCGGGCCGCCGGGAACGGUGUACAAGAAGGACUCGAGCGGGCUGUCGGCUCUCCACGUCGCGGCGCGAAUGGGGCACCGCGGCGUGGUCAAGGACAUGCUAGAGAGCUGCCCCGACGCCGCCGACCUCCGCGACGGCGACGGAGGGACCUUCCUGCACGCCGCGGCAAGGGAGAAGCGCUCCUCAUCGGUGGUGUCCCUCGCCAUCAAAAACCCCAUGCUGCGCGCGCGGGGGCUCCUGGACGCGCAGGACAGGGACGGGAACACGCCGCUCCACCUCGCGGUGGCCGCGGGGACGCCCGACGUCGCGGAAGCCCUUCUCCGGGAGGGCAAGGUGCGCGCCGACGUCCUGAACCACGACGGGCGCACGCCGUUUGAUCUCGUCGAGGGAUCGACCAGCUUCUUCACCACGGUGAGCCUCGUGGUGACGCUGUUCGCUUACGGGGCACUGCUCCGGCCGCAGAGGCAGGACUGCAACAAGACGCAGUGGAGCAACCGCCACGUAGUGGAGGGGAUCGGGAAGGCGUCCGACAGCUUCGCGGUGGUGGCGCAGCUGAUUGCCACCGCCGCCUUCGCCGCGGGGUUCAACCUGCCGGGCGGGUACGGCGACGGCACGGGCAAGUCGAACCUCUCGUCGGCGGGCAGGGCCUCGUUCAAGUACUUCCUCGUCCUGGACACCCUGGCCCUGGCGACGGCCGUGGUCGCCGUGAUCUUGCUCAUCUACGGGAAGGCGGCGUCGGCGUCGGCGUCGCUUUCCGCCGACGGCCGCUCGUGGAAGAGCUUCGUGAGGGCGCUGCAGUGCAUGUGGGCGUCGCUCUUCAGCUUGAUGCUGGCCUUCUACGCGGCUCUGUACGCGGCGCAUGCCGGCAUCCGUCUCCUCUUGACGAUUAUAUACCUGUGCGUCAGUGUCGUGCAAAUCAUCAUCACGAACUGGAUCAUGCCUGCGACGACGUGGCGCACCAUCUUGAGGUUUCAGUGGCAGUGCUUUCACUCCAAAGGAAGGCAUGCGAUCAAGCGGCAGUAUCCGCUCGCCGGCGCUUUCGUGCUCAAUUUCUGCCUCUUUUCAGUUGCAAGUUUCCUGGUGUCUUUCGUUUUUGGAGUCCUCUUCAGUGUUGAGACAAAUAACGCAUAUCUGAUUAGCUAG